AUGAAGCUCGUCGUCGUCUCGGGUGCAUCGCGCGGCCUCGGCCUUGGGUUCGCCAGCCAGUUGCUUCGCCGAGCGCCGCAGAGCACCAUCGUCGCCGCGAGCCGCUCCGGCACGUCCGAUGGGCUGGAGAGGCUAAUGUCAGAGUACCCCGGCCGGAUCCUGCCGGUGGCGUGCGACGUGACCGAGCAGGCGUCGACGCGCGCCCUCACCGAGCAGCUCAAGGCCGACCUCGGAGGCGCCAAGGUCGACCUGCUGCUCAACGUGGCGGGCAAGCUGCACGGAGGCCAGUCGUCGGCCGCCGCCGAGACGCUGCCGUCGGAGUAUAUGCCGGAGCGGUCGCUGGGUUCGAUCGACGCCACGGCGAUGCAGAGCGUCUUUGCGACCAACGCACUCGGGCCGCCCGUGCUGCGCGCGGCUUUCCGGACGCUUUCCGGAGCCGUACGGCACGCGCGUCGUGUAGGCGCGAUCGUCGCCAACCUGUCUGCGCGCGUCGGCUCGAUCGGAGACAACCGGCAUUUAAAUUCUGGGGCCAAGCGCGACCAGGCGGCGCUGAACAUGGCGACUGUCAACAUGGCUAUCGAGCUGCGGCGACGCGACGUCUACGCGGUCUCGCUGCACCCCGGCACCGCGGACACGGGACUGAGUGUGCCCUUCCAGAAGAACGUGAGACCCGAGAAGCUCUUCACGGUGGAGUACAGCACCGCUUCGAUGCUCGACGUCCUCGACGGGCUCUCUCCCUCCGACUCGGGCGCCUUCUUCGACUACGCCGGGGCAAGGGUCGAGUACUGA
This is a messenger RNA of Emiliania huxleyi CCMP1516, 789 nucleotides long. RefSeq lists its product as hypothetical. The record is from RefSeq and is a predicted model, not a curated record. NCBI's taxonomy places the organism in Eukaryota, Haptophyta, Isochrysidales, Noelaerhabdaceae. The coding region runs from base 1 to 789 and encodes 262 amino acids. The transcript has 4 exons.